UAUCACGUGGCUUCCGGAAUGCUCGGCUUCCACGCCUCUUUUCGUCUUUGGAGUUGAUGUUCGACACGAGAAUUCGGUGCUUGUUCUCAUUUUUGAGCUAAGGCCGUAUCGGCGACUUGCACAGUUUUAUAAAUUCAUCAAGCAUUUAUUUUAGAAAAAUAAGAUACUUAAGAUGACUAACAAAGCCGACUUAGCAUGCGUUUAUUCCGCACUUAUCCUCAUCGACGAUGAUAUCGCUGUUACAGGCGAAAAGAUCCAGACUAUAUUAAAGGCAGCGUCGGUGGAUGUUGAACCUUACUGGCCUGGUCUUUUUGCGAAGGCUUUAGAGGGUAUCAAUGUCAAGGACUUAAUUACCAGGAUAGGUUCUGGAGUCGGUGCUGCACCAGCUGGCAAUGCACCUGCUGCUGCAGUUGCUGCCACCGAAGCACCUGCUGCUAAAGAGGAAAAGAAGAAGGAAGAGCCUGAAGAAGAAUCAGAUGAUGAUAUGGGCUUCGGUCUGUUUGACUAAAUCGGCAUUCGUGGCUUCAUUUUUUUUUUUUUUUUUUUUUUGUACAAUUGUUUGUACAAAAUAAAUA
Ceratosolen solmsi marchali is the source of this 575-nucleotide messenger RNA. It is a transcript of the gene RpLP1, whose product is annotated as ribosomal protein LP1. Bases 173 to 508 code for a protein of 111 amino acids. Lineage: Eukaryota; Metazoa; Arthropoda; Insecta; Hymenoptera; Agaonidae. The transcript is spliced from 4 exons. Gene Ontology annotation, molecular function: protein kinase activator activity; ribonucleoprotein complex binding; structural constituent of ribosome. The record is from RefSeq and is a predicted model, not a curated record. Gene Ontology annotation, biological process: translational elongation; cytoplasmic translation. Gene Ontology annotation, cellular component: cytosolic large ribosomal subunit; ribosome.